AUGGGAAUUUUGUCCAAGAUUGCUACCAAUGACCGCCACGGGGAAAAUUCUCCUUACUCUGAUGGGUGGAAGGCAUUUGAUAGGAAUCCUUUUCACCUUACUCGGAAUCCUGAAGGAGUGAUCCAAAUGGGACUUGCAGAGAAUCAGUUUAUAUUUUUUUUUUCUCACCUUUGCUUUGAUUUAAUCAAGGACUGGAUUCGCAAAAAUCCCUAUGCCUCCGUUUGUACUCCUCAAGGAGUUGAUAGGUUCAAGGAUAUUGCAAACUUUCAGGAUUAUCAUGGCUUGCCACAGUUUAGACAGGCUGUGGCGAAGUUCAUGGGAAGAGUGAGAGGUGGAAGAGUAACAUUUGAUCCGGAGCGUAUAGUGAUGGGCGGUGGAGCAACGGGAGCAAACGAGCAAAUCAUCUUCUGUUUAGCCGACCCUGUGGAUGCUUUUCUUGUACCCUCACCUUAUUAUCCUGGGUUCGAUCGGGACCUGGGAUGGCGGACUGGAGUUGAAAUAGUUCCAGUUCACUGCAAUAGCUCAACGAAAUUCCGGAUAACCAGGGCUGCGCUGGAAGAAGCAUAUGAAAAAGCUCGACAAGACAACAUUAAUAUCAAAGGCUUGCUUAUAACAAACCCCUCAAAUCCACUUGGCAUCACCCUAGACAGAGAUACACUUAAAAGGUUAGUGAACUUCAUCAAUGAAAAGAACAUUCACCUUGUUUGCGAUGAAAUAUAUGCUGCUACUCUCUUCAGUUCUCCCAAGUUCAUAAGCAUUGCUGAAGUUAUCCAAGAAAUGGAUUGUAAUCGCGAUCUCAUUCACAUUGUUUACAGUUUGUCUAAGGACAUGGGCUUCCCUGGCUUUAGGGUUGGCAUUGUUUAUUCUUACAAUGAUGCAGUUGUGAGCUGUAGCCGCAAGAUGUCGAGCUUUGGUUUAGUGUCCUCACAGACUCAAUUUUUACUUGCUUCAAUGCUUUCUGACGAUGAUUUUGUUGACAAGUUUCUCACGGAAAGCUCAAACAGGCUGGCCAAAAGGCACAAUACUUUUACAGAGAGACUUGAACAAGUGGGAAUCAAUUGCUUGACGGGAAAUGCAGGUCUUUUCUUCUGGAUGGAUUUGCGACACCUGCUUCAACACCAAACAUUUGAAGCUGAAAUGAAACUAUGGCACACGAUUGUGCACGAUGUGAAACUUAAUGUUUCACCAGGCUCUUCCUUCCAUUGCCAAGAGCCUGGCUGGUUUAGGGUGUGCUUUGCAAAUAUGGAUGACGAGACAGUGGAGAUUGCACUGAAAAGAAUUGAAGCGUUUGUGCUUCAAGGCAAGGAAAUUGAGAAUACAACAACAAAGAAACGCUUGCUACCAAAUCUUCGUCUCAGCUUCAAGUCAAGGAUCUGUGAACAGGGCGUUUUGUCACCCCAUGUGAUGUCUCCUCACUCACCAAUUCCUCAGUCGCCAUUGGUUCGAGCAAGGACUUAAUCAGACACAUACAGCUUC
Mangifera indica (mango) is the source of this 1476-nucleotide messenger RNA. Its product is annotated as 1-aminocyclopropane-1-carboxylate synthase-like. The record is from RefSeq and is a predicted model, not a curated record. Gene Ontology annotation, biological process: amino acid metabolic process; biosynthetic process. The coding region runs from base 1 to 1458 and encodes 485 amino acids. The transcript has 4 exons. NCBI's taxonomy places the organism in Eukaryota, Viridiplantae, Streptophyta, Magnoliopsida, Sapindales, Anacardiaceae. Gene Ontology annotation, molecular function: transaminase activity; pyridoxal phosphate binding.